Molecule: messenger RNA, 5645 nt
Organism: Panthera uncia (snow leopard)
Lineage: Eukaryota; Metazoa; Chordata; Mammalia; Carnivora; Felidae
Gene: SIRT1
Product: sirtuin 1
Exons: 6
Coding region: 2524-3861 (445 amino acids)
Molecular function (GO): NAD+ binding
Source: RefSeq, a predicted model, not a curated record
UUUUGUUUUUGUUUAUUAGUGUGGAUAAAUACUUUUUUUAAAUUUUUUUUCAUGUUCAUUUAUUUUUGAGAGAAAGCAUGAGUGGGGGAGAGGUAGAGAGAGAGGGAGAUACAGAAUCUGAAGCAGGCUCCAGGCUCUGAGUUGUCAGCACAGAGCCUGAUGUGGGGCUCGAACUCAAAAACUGUGAGAUCAUGGCCUGGGCAGAAGUUGGAAGCUUAACUAAUUGAGCCACCCAGGCGCCCCUGGAUGAAUGCUUUUCACUACUGACCACGUGUAUAUCUUUGAAUUGCCUGUUUGUUCUUAGCUGUUUUUUCCGAUUGGGCUGCUUUUCUGCACUGGUUUGUGGAGAGAUCAUGGAUUCUUGAAGAGUGUUUUUAAGUUAGAAGGUGAUUGGAAUUCCAGCUUGCUGUAAUCCCAAAGUUGUGCAAAAUGAAGUGUGUUUUUUUAAUGUUUUUUUUAUUUUUGAGAGAGUGGGGGAGGGGCAGAGAGGGAGACAGAGGGUCUGAAGCUGGCUCUGUGCUGACAGCAGCGAGCGCAAUGUGGGGCUCAAAUUCACGAAUUGUGAGACCAUGACCUGAACCGAAGUCAGAUGCUCAACUGACUGAGCUGCCCAGGCACCCCGAAGUAUAUAUACUUUCUAGGUUUAUUUUUGAGACAGAGAGGGAGUGCAUACACGCAGGGGAGGGGCAGAGAGAGAGGGAGAGACAGAAUCCCAAGUAAGCUUGGCACUGUCAGCCCAGAGCCCAAUGUAGGUCUCAAACUAAUGAACUGUUAGAUCAUGACCUGAGCAGAAAUCAAGAGUUGGACGCCUGACUGAGCCAACCAGGCACCCCAAAUUGUAUUUACUAUUCUUACUAGACUAGCUUGGAAUACCUAAUAGCAGUGGUGCAUAUUAGCUUAAAAGAAGUAGGAAACGUGAUGUCAAGAGAUUGAAAAUUAAAAAGGCAGUAUGCAUUAUUGGUUAAGAGCCACACUUAGGUGUCAAAAUUGGGUUUGAAUGAUAGCUCUGCUACGUACUGCCUCUUGUGACAUUUGGCAAGUUAUUUCUGUGCUUUAGAUUUUUCAUAUGCAAAAUGGGGAUGUAUAUGUCUACAGUAGAGUCCACAAACCUAUUCAGUAUAUGGCUGAGUAGUAAAUGUGAUUUUCUUUGUGGAUGAUACAGGAAUGCUGUCAUUUUUGGUUACCUUUCCAACCCAUUAAAAUGUAAAAACCCAGUCUUCAGCCUGGUCUGCAGCAUUAUAAUAAAUAGUGUGGAGCCUGCUUUAAAAAAUAGAGGGAAUAGGGGAUGAUAAGGCACAGGAAAGGUCAAUCCAGGAAGGUCGAGUCUUAGUACUCUUGUUCCCCAGCAUGUGCUGGAGGUAGUCAUUUGUUUAUAUCAUGAGUUUGGCAUGCUGUUCUCACUGUCAUUAUUUUAGAGCCUAUUUUGUUUGUAGCCUAGCAUAUUGUAGGAUUUGUUGUAAAAACCUUUUUUUUUGUACAAAUACUUUUAACAGCCAUUUCCAGAGAGAGCUUAGUAAGCCACUAUGAUGUUUAAUCCUUUAAAUGUACUAAAACAAGGCAUCAUGGGGAGAAAACAGUGGUUAGUAUAGCACAGUCCAGUGGUUCAAAGCAUAAUGUAGCUUUCGAUUUUCUAUGAAACAUGGCUUUAAUAAGCCCUUCACUUGAUACUUCUUUCUAUAUGCAUUGUCUGUUUCUUACAUUGAAAAAUUGUCCCUGAAAUUCAUGAGAAAAUUUUGAAUGCGAGGCAAAGUUUUUGGAUUUUGUAUAGUAUUUUCAGUUGCUUAUGGACAUGUACAUGGUAGUUUUUGUAAUGAGAUUUGCUUAUUAUUUUUAUGUAAAAGGUAUCCCUGUAGAUGUUUUAUUUGAAAUGUUAAGUAGAUUAACAUUUAAAAAGUUCUUAAACUUUUGUAUAAUGUCAGAAGUUGAAAGUUUCCCCACCUCUAUUUAUAGCUUGUUUGUAUUUUUCUUGAUGUUUAUAUGAGCAUAUACAUGUGCAUAUAAAUACCGUUUUUGCUUAAUAACAAAACAACAAAAACAAAACUAUACACACUGGUGACUAACUUGCUUUUUUUCACAUGUCAUAGGACCAUUUUCCAGGUCAGUACAUCUAGACCUCUCACAUUCAUUUUAAUGGCUGCAUACUCCACUAUUAUGGAUGUACUAUAUUUCUACAACCGGUCCCCUAUUGACGGACAUACGGUUGUGUCUGAUUUUUUGCUAGCAUUGUAAUACGUUGGAGGCUGUAAUGAAUGGUAAGGAAGUAGGUAGCAUUACUACUUUAAAGAAAAAAGUAGAGAAGAAACUUCCUUUGCCAUAGUCACUUACUAAAUGAAAUUUAAUAAAAACACUGUCAAAAGUUGAGAGGACCAAAAUUGAUACUUUUUCUCUGAUCUUUUUGCCAUGUGUAUAUCUGAAUUCUUUGUUUUUAAAGAAGAAACAGCAUUGAAGCAUUAUUUGGGGGGAAAAACACACACACAAAAUCCAGCAACUCAGCAUUCAUGAGCAACUCUAUACUAUACCAGUAUGUGCCUGUGCAGUGGAAGGAAAACAAUUUUGGAAAUAUAUCCUGGACAGUUCCAACCAUCUCUCUGUCACAAAUUCAUAGCCUUGUCAGAUAAGGAAGGAAAACUGCUUCGGAACUAUACUCAGAACAUAGAUACACUGGAACAGGUUGCAGGAAUCCAAAGGAUAAUUCAGUGUCAUGGUUCCUUUGCAACAGCCUCUUGCUUGAUUUGUAAAUACAAAGUAGACUGUGAAGCUGUACGAGGAGAUAUUUUUAAUCAGGUGGUUCCUCGUUGUCCUAGGUGCCCAGCUGAUGAACCACUUGCUAUCAUGAAACCAGAGAUUGUCUUUUUUGGUGAAAAUUUACCAGAGCAGUUUCAUAGAGCCAUGAAGUAUGACAAAGAUGAAGUUGAUCUCCUUAUUGUUAUUGGGUCUUCCCUGAAAGUAAGACCAGUAGCACUAAUUCCAAGUUCCAUACCCCAUGAAGUGCCUCAGAUACUAAUAAAUAGAGAACCUUUGCCUCAUCUGCAUUUUGAUGUAGAGCUUCUUGGAGACUGUGAUGUCAUAAUUAAUGAAUUAUGUCAUAGGUUAGGUGGUGAAUAUGCCAAACUUUGCUGCAACCCUGUAAAGCUUUCAGAAAUUACUGAAAAACCUCCACGAACACAAAAAGAGUUGGCUCAUUUGUCAGAGUUGCCACCCACACCUCUUAAUAUUUCAGAAGACUCAAGUUCACCAGAAAGAACUUCACCACCAGAUUCUUCAGUGAUUGUUACACUUUUAGACCAAGCAACUAAGAGCAAUGUUAAUGAUUCUGAGGUGUCUGAACCAAGAGAUCAUAUGGAAGAAAAAUCACAGGAAGGACAGAAUUCUAGGAACAUUGGCAGUGUUACUGAACAGCUGGGAAGUCCGGAUUCGAAGAAUGUUGACUCUAAUACUGGGGAAAAAAAUGAAAGAACUUCAAUUGCUGAAACAGUGAGGAAGUGCUGGCCAGCUAGACUUGCAAAGGAGCAGAUUAGCAAACGGCUUGAUGGUAAUCAGUAUCUGUUUUUACCACCAAAUCGUUAUAUUUUCCAUGGCGCUGAGGUAUAUUCAGACUCUGAAGAUGACGUGUUAUCCUCUAGUUCUUGUGGCAGUAACAGUGAUAGUGGAACAUGCCAGAGUCCAAGUUUAGAAGAACACUUGGAGGAUGAAAGUGAGAUUGAAGAAUUUUACAACGGUUUGGAAGACGAUGCUGAUGUUAAUGAGAGAGCUGGAGGAACUGGAUUUGGAGUUGAUGGAGGUGAUCAAGAGGCAGUUAAUGAAGCUAUAUCCAUGAAACAGGAAGCAACAGACAUUAACUAUCCAUCAAACAAAUCAUAAUGUAAUAGUUGUCCAGGUACAGGAAUUGUUCCACCAGCAUUAGGAACUUUUAGCAUGUCAAAAGGAAUGUUUACUUGUGAAUUCAACAGAGCAAGGAAACCAGAAAGGUGUAAUAUUUAUAGACUGGUAAAAUAAGAUUUUUUCUUCAUGGGUAAUUUUUAACUUCUUAUUUCUGUACUUGUACACGCAACACUAACUUUUUUUAAAAGAAGGGUACUAAGUAUCUUUAAUCACCUGUUGGUCAAGACUUUUCUUUUAAAAGUUCAUUUGUAUGAUACAUCCGUUAUGUAUAUAUAAUUUUGUUCUUGCCUAGUGAGUUUCAACAUUUUAAAGUUUUCAAAAAGCCAUUGGAAUGUUAAAUUAAUGUAAAGGGAACAGCUUAUCUAGACCAAAGAAUGGUAUUUUCACACUUUUAUUUGUAACAUUGAAUAGUCUGAACUCCUCAAAUGUCUGUUCUGCUAAACUUUUGAUUCUUUAUUAGCACAAUUACCUAUUUUUAAACACUGGCAUUUUCCAAAACUUGUGGCAGCUAACUUUUUAAAAAUCUCAUAACAUGCAGUGUGUGUAGAAGGAAGUCAACAAUAUGUGGGAGAGCACUCGGUUGUCUUUGCUUUUUAAAGUAAGACUUGGUGCUAAGAAUUUCAGGAAUAUUGUAUUGUUGAAAUGAAGAUGGCUUUUGUACUUCCUGUGGACAUGUAGUAAUGUCUAUAUUGGCUCCUAAAACUAAUCUGAAAAACAAAUAAAUGCUUUGGAAAUGUUUCAAUUGCUUUAGAGACAAUAGUGCCUGCCUGGGUACCCUUAGUUUCAAGAAUAUUUGCCAUUGUUGUUUAAAUACGUAUCACUGUGGUAGAGCUUACAUUGAUUCUUUCCCACAAGUAUUAAACUGCCAAGAUGUGAAUAUGCAGAGCCCUUAUGAAUCUAUAAUAAUGGUACUUCAACUGGGAAGAGUGUAAUAUUUUGGACUGCUGCUUUUCUUUUCCACUAAUGAGAGCAACAGGCCCCUGAUUACAGUUCCAAAGUACUAAGAUGUUAAUUAUAACUCAGCCAGUAAGUACAUGUCUCCUGUUGGGAGGAUUUGGUGUAAUAGACACCAAACUGCUAGCCUAGUAUUAUGAAGAUGAACAUGAUGUAACUUGUAAUAGCAGAAUAGUUAAUGAAGUUAGUUCCUGUAACAUCUUUAUUUAAAAGCUUAGCCUGCCUUAAAACUAGAGAUCAAACUUUUCUCAGCUGCAGAAGCUUCUAGCCUUUCAAAAAAUUCAUACUUUAUAAAAUUGCACAGAGCAAUUUAUUUUCCAGACCUUCCCCCCCACAUUAUUCCCAAAUAUAAAGUAUUCCUAUGUUGCUUUAGUAUUUAUUACAGUUUUAAAAAAGGGUUUGAAAUAUAGCUGUUCUUUAAGCAUAAAAUACCCAGCUAGGACCAUUACUGCCAGAGAGAGAAAUUUUAUUGAAUGGCCAUUUCCCUACCUAAAAGAUGUUUCAGUCUGAAUUUAUUUGGCUACACUAAAGAAUGCAGUAUAUUUAGUUUUCCAUUUGCAUGAUGUGUGUUUGUGCUAUAGAUGAUAUUUUAAAUUGAAAAUUUUGUUUUAAAUUAUUUUUACAGUGAAGACUGUUUUCAGCUCUUUUUAUAUUGUACAUAGUCUUUUAUGUAAUCUACUGGCAUAUGUUUUGUAGACUGUUGAAUGACUGGAUAUCUUCCUCCAACUUUUGAAAUACAAAACCAGUGUUUUAUACUUGUACACUGUUUUAAAGUCUAUUAAAAUUGUCAUUUGACUUUUUCCUGUUAA